Molecule: messenger RNA, 810 nt
Organism: Geosmithia morbida
Lineage: Eukaryota; Fungi; Ascomycota; Sordariomycetes; Hypocreales; Bionectriaceae
Product: 14-3-3 protein epsilon
Exons: 4
Coding region: 1-810 (269 amino acids)
Biological process (GO): signal transduction
Cellular component (GO): cytoplasm
Source: RefSeq, a predicted model, not a curated record
AUGACUUCCGAAACUUUCCUCGCCCGUCUGUGCGAGCAGGCCGAGCGCUACGAUGAGAUGGUCUCGUACAUGAAGGAGGUGGCCAAGCUCGGUGGCGAGCUCACCGUCGAUGAGCGUAACCUCCUCAGCGUCGCCUACAAGAAUGUUGUCGGUACCCGUCGUGCCUCGUGGCGCAUCAUCUCGUCGAUUGAGCAGAAGGAGGAGAAUAAGGGCUCCGACAAGCACGUCGCCACCAUCAAGGAGUACCGCGUCAAGAUUGAGGAGGAGCUCGAGAAGGUUUGCGAGGAUGUCCUCAGCGUCCUCGACGAAGCCCUCAUCCCCAACGCCGCCUCCGGCGAGUCCAAGGUUUUCUACCACAAGAUGAAGGGUGACUACCACCGCUACCUCGCCGAGUUCGCCUCUGGCGAGAAGCGCAAGGGCGCUGCCACUGCCGCCCACGAGGCCUACAAGAGCGCUACCGACAUUGCCCAGACCGAGCUCACUCCUACCCACCCCAUCCGUCUCGGUCUUGCCCUCAACUUCUCCGUCUUCUACUACGAGAUCUUGAACUCGCCCGACCGUGCAUGCCACCUCGCUAAGCAGGCCUUUGACGAUGCCAUUGCCGAGCUUGACUCUCUUUCCGAGGAGUCCUACCGCGAUAGCACCCUGAUCAUGCAGCUCCUCCGUGACAACCUGACCCUCUGGACCUCGUCCGACAGCGCCGAGGCUGAGCAGGGCGAGGCCAAGAAAGAGGAGGGUGAGGAGGCUAAGAAGGAGGAGACCGCCGAGGAGGCCAAGCCCGCCGAGGAGGCUGCUGCUCCCGCUUCGUAA